Molecule: messenger RNA, 1338 nt
Organism: Recurvomyces mirabilis
Lineage: Eukaryota; Fungi; Ascomycota; Dothideomycetes; Mycosphaerellales; Teratosphaeriaceae
Exons: 2
Coding region: 1-1338 (445 amino acids)
Biological process (GO): transmembrane transport
Cellular component (GO): membrane
Molecular function (GO): transmembrane transporter activity
Source: RefSeq, a predicted model, not a curated record
AUGAGACAACUUUCUAUAUUCAAGCAUGGCGACCAUUCGGAGACACAGAACACACUGUCUGAGCUGGACGGUCAAAUCGAGGAUGCAGCAGCUCCACUACCGACCGAUGACCCACCAGAUGGUGGUUACGGCUGGAUCUGUGUCCUCGCCGUUGCCUUGAUCAAUGGUUUCAGCUGGGGCAUAGCAGCCAGCUAUGGUGUCUACCUCUCUUUCUACUUGAGGGAGUCAUACUUUCCAGGUGGCACACCACUUGACUACGCAUUGAUAGGAGGACUGCAAUUCGGCGCUGCCUUGUUGAUCUCACCACUAUGCACCAUCCUUACCAGGGAGCUCGGCCGCAAGCCCGUCAUGUUCGCUGGCUCUGUGAUCUUUGCGGGAGGCUACAUCGCUGCCUCCUUCGCACACGAAAUCUGGCAAGUGUACCUAUCUCAAGGUCUGCUGGUUGGGCUGGGGACUGGUUCCUUGUUCAUCCCGAGUGUACAGGUCAUACCACAAUGGUUCCUCAAACGUCGCUCGCUGGCAGGCGGACUCGCAUCGUCAGGGUCUGGCUUCGUCGGACUUGCAUUUUCACUGGGCACGGCGGCCAUGAUCCAGCAUCUCUCCCUGGCGUGGGCACUUCGCAUCACAGGACUCGUUAGCUUCGCAGGUAACAUAGUCGGUGCGAUGCUAGUACGCGAUCGUAAUGCAGUCGUCAAGCCACCUCAGCUAGGUUUCGCCACACACUUGCUUCGUCGCUAUGACUGCGUGCUGCUUUUGCUCUGGGGUUUCGUGGGCUUGUUGGGCUACAUGACAAUCUUGUACAGCGUCUCGAGCUACGCUGUCGAAGUCGUGCGUCUCACGCAAUCUCAAGCUGGCGUACUGACAGCAUGUCUGAAUCUCGGGACUGGUCUUGGUCGUCCUGCUACUGGUCUGAUCAGUGAUCGCCUAGGUCGGAUCGAGACAGCCGCUGUGUUGACGCUGAGCUCUGCGGUCAGCGUGUUCGCCAUCUGGGUUCCAGCGAAUAGCUAUGGUGUGCUCAUAUUCUUCGCUCUACUAGCUGGUGCGAUCCUAGGCAUAUUUUGGAUGACAGUUGGCCCUUUAUGUGCCGAAGUAGCGGGCUUAAAGGAAGUGCCAUCGUUUUUGUCGCUUCAGUGGCUCACUGCUGUCUUGCCGACGACAUUCGGCGAAGUGGCAGCAUUGUCUAUGCGUCGGCCGAGCAUGGGACGCUGGAGCUACCUGUAUGCUCAAUUAUUUGCCGGGUUGACCUAUACUGUGGCUUCCUUAUUCUUGUUCGAGCUGUGGAGAGUCAAAAGACGUGGUGGACUGAUGUCGCAGCAGUCGGAUGUGGUGCAGAGGUAG